GUAGAACAGAUUAUAGUUGGUGGUGGUUAGUGGUAACUUUGAAAGAGAGAGAGAUGGGGAGAGAGAGAAAAGUGUGGUGGGGUGGCUUCGUGAUUGGGAUACUUAGGAAUUAGGAUGGCCCGCUUUCAAAAUGUGGAAAGAGUGGCCUUUAACCCACUUUCAAAAUUAUCGUGGUCAAAGGGGCAAUUGGCGUGGUGUCCGUUUGUGGCCGCGCUCGCCAGGGGAAAAGCUUCAUCUUGAAUCAGCUCCUUGGGAGGAGUGUUGGAUUUCAAGUAGCUUCGACUCAUCGGCCGUUUACUAAUGGGCUCCGGUUAUGUUGUGCUCCCUUAAAGAGAACUGGUCUUGAUGGCACAAAGUAUAAUCUAUUACUCCUAGAUACUGAAGGAAUUGAUGCUUAUGAUCAAACGGGAACGUACAUUGCUCAGUUAUUCUCCUUGGCUGUACUCUUAUCUAGCAUGCUCAUCUGUAAUCAGGUCAGGCAUCUUUAUACCGAGGCGUUUUUCCUUUGACAUGGUUUUUUCAUUGGUUUAGUAAGCAUUGCAUUUAUUUCCAAUGGUAGGGCUGGUUCUGAAGCAUGUCGUUUGGUUAGUAGUAGGCAGCAACUUGUCCAAUAUAACCAAUAGAUUGACAUGUUGUCUACAUAAGUUCCAUGCUCAUUGUUAGGGCUGGUUGAACUAGAUAUCUGGUUUGCUUUUUAUGAAAUUCCUAGACUUGAUCAAGUUCUUCAAAUACUUCUGGCAUGGGAACUAGACAGCUGGUUUACUUUUACCAUAUCUUGUGUUAGAACCUUUGGUGUGUGCUGCUUGUUUGAGAGUUUUGCAGCUAAACUGCAAAAAUGGAAAUUAUUGCUGUUUCAUCGCAAGACAGAGGGUGUUUAUGCUAGACUGCUUGUAGUUAUGAAUUUUCUCUAUAGUUCUUGACACAAUCCCAUGCUUCAUUUUAGUGCUUGCUUAGUCAGCAAUAUGUUCUUUUACCCUAUUGGGUUUGCGAAUUUGAUAUCCUGUUUCAGGUAGUUGACAAUGUAAACAAGCUAGCUAGCUAGCUAGCUUGGUGAAUAAGAAAAGCUUGAGGAAUUCGUGGGACUUUUCCACAAGAAUUUGACAUCCCCAGGGUCUCCUGCAUUUUAUUUGCUUUGUCUUGUUUUCGUGCUUCUCUUUAAAGAUCCGCUGUUUAGUUUAGGUGCAAAGUUCUUAGUAUGCAUGCUGUCAGGGAAAGUUAGCUGGCCCUCCCUGGCUCUCAAGUUUAGGAUAUGGUUGUAUUAGGAAUUUAUUGUAAUUUUCUUCCACUUCCUCUUUUGUUAUUUCUGUCAAUAAAUAAAAUGUCACCAUUAUAAAAAAAAAAAUUAACUAGAGUUUCGUGACAAUUAAGAGAUUUAAUUGUUACAUCACGAUACUUUCCUUAUGCAGA
Molecule: messenger RNA, 1407 nt
Organism: Linum tenue
Lineage: Eukaryota; Viridiplantae; Streptophyta; Magnoliopsida; Malpighiales; Linaceae
Source: the annotation of a GenBank genome assembly